AUGUCAGAAGCUUCGAAACAGAUGACAAGAAAUGCAGAAUCAGAACACGUACAGAAUCCAGAACCAGACCAGAUCUUGAGCCAAAGAAGAUCGUUGGUGCUCACUCAAAGAAAUUGGUGGAUCUCUGUUUCGUUAUGUCUUUUCUUACUCUUGCUCGGAGAUUCUCUCGUCAUGCUUCUUUUGAACUUCUUCUACGUCCAAGACCGUCGUGAAAAUAGUGACCAAGAUCUACAAUACAAAGGAACAUGGACGCAAGCUCUGAUUCAAAACGCUGCGUUUCCAAUCCUCAUCCCUCUCUUCUUCAUUUUACCUUCACCAAAACCAAAUCUUGAAACCAACAAUACUGGUUUCCUCUCUUUCCGUCUUCUCCUUCUUUACUUGUCUCUUGGUGUUCUUGUUGCUGCUCAUAGCAAGUUAUUUGCGCUGGGGAAAUUAUACGCAAACUAUGGCGUAUUCACCUUGAUUUCGGCAACCCAACUAAUAUUUACGGCGAUUUUCACAGCCAUUAUAAACCGUUUCAAGUUCAAUAGAUGGAUCAUCAUAUCGAUAAUCCUCACUAUUGUGAUAUACGUUUUUGGUAGUCCUGAAUUUGGGGGAGAGCCUGACGAAAACGAAGAAUUCUAUAGCACUCAAGCUUGGUUAACAUUCGCUGCUUCAGUUGCUUUUUCAUUAUCUCUCUGCUUAUUCCAACUUGGCUUCGAGAAACUUCUUGUGAAGACAAAGAGAUAUGGCAACAAGAAAGUGUUUAGAAUGGUCUUGGAGAUGCAAAUAUGUGUCUCUUUCGUCGCCUCGGUUGUUUGCCUGAUUGGUUUGUUUGUGAGUGGUGAGUUUAAGGAGUUGAAAGGUGAUAGCGAGAGGUUUAAGAAAGGGGAAACGUAUUAUGUUUUGAGUUUGAUCGGGUUGGCUUUGUCGUGGCAGGUUUGGGGGGUCGGGUUAAUAGGUUUGGUGCUUUAUGUUUCGGGUGUGUUUAGUGAUGUUGUACAUAUGUGUGCAUCUCCACUUGUGGCCUUGGUUGUUGUGUUGGCAUUUGAUUUUAUGGAUGAUGAGUUUAGUUGGCCUAGAAUAGGUACUUUGAUAGGAACAACUGUGGCUUUGGGAGCUUACUUCUACUCCAUGCACAAGAAAAACAAGAAGGAGAUGAUGGAACUUAAUUAA
Microthlaspi erraticum is the source of this 1155-nucleotide messenger RNA. The record is from the annotation of a GenBank genome assembly. NCBI's taxonomy places the organism in Eukaryota, Viridiplantae, Streptophyta, Magnoliopsida, Brassicales, Brassicaceae.